UGGCUCAGUGUAGAAAUUUCCUUUGGCACGCUUGGUCGCUCGAGCGGUCGCAGGUUGUCGAUGGUGGACUGUUGUUGUCGCCGCGUCAUUUUUAUUGACAUUGUUUUUCGAGGCGCCGCCGUCGGUUGCAACCUCAACAUCGCAUCGCAUUGCGUCGCAGUUAAAAAGCAAAAGUAGCAGCAACAUUUGCAACAGCAGCCACAUCGAUUUCGCCCGUGUGAAAUGCUAUGCUAGAUUGUGAAAUCAAAAUUGAAUAUAAAAUACAAAAAAAAAACUGAAAUCCCUAAAAGGGGCACAAAUAAGAAAGUUUUGGCUUAAACAAGAGUGAAAGAUGGAAAAAAACGAACUGAAUAUAAUUAAAAUGUGUGCAAAAUCAGUUAACAGCAGCGACAGAAGCAGCAAUAACAAAUGAGUGAAUUAUAGUGACAAAAUAAAACAGAAAAGCCAAAAGUGACAGUGAAUAAUGUUGAGAGCGCCCACACAGCACAUCGUGCAACUCGGUUUCGGAACGAAGACGUCGACGACAACGACAACAUCGACAGCGGCAGCAACUGCAGCAGCAGCAGCAGCAACAUCUAGCGGCAAGCAGCAACAUCAGCGCAAGACGCUGUUGCAACGCUUCCGGCAGCAGCAACACAAGUUGCCCAAAGUCACAGCGGAGGAGACACAUGAUACAGAAUAUUAUUUCAAGCAGCAUCAGCAGCAUCAGACUUCCUAUCAGCAAGGCGACAAUUGUUUGUUAUUUCUGACAGCAGCAAUAACCUCAAACUCCGAGCAAUCGCUGAAGAAACCGAAAAAAAAGAAGGAGCCGUGCAGCUACAAUUUCGCAUCGGCUCUCAGGCGCAACAAGAAGCCAAAACCAGCGGCAACAUCGACCGACGACGACGAUAGUUGUCGCAGCAUCAACAGCAACAGCAGCACAAGCGGCAGCAGCAACAGUUUGUCUAAUAGUUGCAUUAACAAUCAUAACAACACUCAUUAUAAAAACAGUAAAAACACCAGACACACAAGUAGUAGUAGUAGCACCAGCAACAACAACAACUACAUUGGUAAUUAUAAUUGCAAAACAAGUGAACAACAAGCGUGGAAAGCAGCAGCAACAGUAGCAACAGCAACAGCAGCAACACAACAGCAACAACUGCUCAUUAGCAGGCCAAGUGAUCGGCAUUAUCCCAGCAGCAACAUCAGUAGCAGCAACAUCAAUAGCAGCAACAUCAGUAGAAACAACAACAGUGGUGGCCAUAUCAUCAUGUCACCCACUUCGCAGGCGCCCACCCGAACCUCCCUAUUCGAUUCCUGUCAUCGAAAGAUCCGCCUAAUCGGCGGCGGUCCAGUUGCCUUCUUGGGCGGAUUGGUUGCCAAGGCCCGUCGCAAGGAACGCGAUGGCGAUCAAAAUUCAACAGACACCAAAUUGUAUUUGGAGGAGAGUGUCCUAGAACGUAAAUUACCUGAAGCUGAUCUCAAAGCCUUAGUGGAUCUUCCAGCUGGUUUGGACUACAAUGAAUGGCUAGCGUCACACACUCUGGCUCUAUUUGAGCAUGUGAAUUUGGUUUAUGGAACUAUUAGUGAAUUUUGUACACAAUCCGGUUGCGCCGACAUGACCGGACCCGGCAACAGAACGUACUUAUGGUUCGACGAGAAGGGCAAGAAGACGCGCGUCGCAGCUCCACAGUACAUCGACUAUGUGAUGACGUUCACCCAGAAGACGGUCAGCGAUGAGUCGAUAUUCCCAACCAAAUACGCCAACGAGUUCCCCGGCUCGUUUGAGUCGAUCGCGCGGAAGAUACUACGCUUGCAAUUUCAUGUGAUAGCGCAUCUGUAUGCGGCGCAUUUCCGAGAAAUCGCGCUGCUCGGCUUGCACACCCAUCUAAAUCUGACGUUCGCGCACCUCACCGCCCUGCAUCGGCGCUUCAACCUGAUUGACGAGAAGGAGACGGAUGUGCUGCGCGACCUUGAGGUGGCCCUGCGCCUCACCGACGACACUGUUGGCCAGGAUGCCACCUCCUCGUCGUCGUUGGUUAAUGAGCACACCUCCUCAGCAACCGCUGGUGACCUGCAACACCAGUCGCCUCAGCAGCAGCAGCAUCACAACAGCAGCAGCAACAGCAACAGCACCUCUUCGGCGGAGGCGUUGCACAUCGUCAAUUCACAAAGCAACAAUGGCAGCACAUCCGCCUCGGCCUCAGCCUCGGCAUCCGUUUCCCUCAUCGAUGGCGAUGCGGUGGCGCCGCCGAUCUGCACGCAACCGGAGGCGGGAGCGGGCUGCAAGCCGGCUGGGAGCAGCGGACUGCUGGGCGGCAUACUGGGCGACCUGACCAGCGGCGAAUUUGGUGAUACAACGCGCUACUGCACCUCGGCGGUUCCUCAGGCGUCGGCGGCGGCGGCAGCUGCGGCGGGUGGGGGUGUGUCGACAGGGAUUGGCGGCACGGAUGCUGCCGCUCUGAACAACGGCGCGGGCGCACUACAUUUAAACUUUAGCAACAAUAAUAACAAUAAUCACUUGAACCAUCACCACCAUCACCAUCAUGGACACCAUGGCCAUCAUCAUCAUGCGGCGGCGCAGCAGCAUCAGCACAGUGGGCUUAUCCAGUGCAAUGCAGCAGGCGGUGGUGGUGCAGCAACAGGAGGUGUAGCCACCGGCGGAGCCACUGCAGCAGCAUCCUCAACCACCACGGCAUAGUGGGGUAGUAGCUACGAAAAGAGCAACAGCAACAGCAGCAGCAGUAGCAGCAACAACAGCAACAACAAAAAACAUUAGAAAUACUAGAUUUACGCAAAAAUGUUAUUUAAUGUUACUUCUAUGAUCCUAAAGUUGAAAAUAUUGUAAAAAUAAUAAAAAAAAAGAGAAAACAUUAAAAUGCAAAAACAGCUAAUUGCAAACAACAAGCAGCCAUUACAUAAAUGACACACAAGCUACAAACUUAUUGAAUAGCUAAUCGAAGUUGGCAUCGUAGUUCCGUAACGUUGAUUUAGAUAUGUACUUAUUGUAUAGAGACAGAGGAAGAGAAAGAAGAAAGAUAAAAGAAGAAAGAAGAGAGCUGCAAGCAUAGAGUUUAGAGUUGUCGCGUGCUUAUGCUUUACACGUAUUUUAACCUUCCUCUUCUACAAACAAAUAAAAUGUCCUGACUGAAAAGCCUGAGUGCAAAUGAAAAGUCAACGCCUUCAAGGCUUAAAUAAUAAUAAAGAGUUUUGAACUACUCCAAAAAUUGGUAAAAUGUCACUUUUAGAAAAGCAACUGGAAGAUAAUGUUUUUUGGAGGGCUUUUUAGUCUUUUUUUUAAUGCCUAUCUUAUAAAAGUAUUAUGUUUCUUUAACUUUUUGUUUUGCUAGGAGAGAAACUUUUACACCUUUCCACUAAGGAUUUCGGUUCUUUAAUUAAGUAUUUAUUUUUUUAAUCAUAAAAUUAGCUGAUUGUGAUUUUUUUUUAAUUAUUUAACGGUACAAAUAGUUUUUCCAAAAUUUUUGUUUUGGCAUAAGCCUUAGCAGAGUCACAUUUUAAAAUAGAGCGUAAACUGGUUCAAUUGUUCAGGAACAUUAGACACACCAUAUUCUACUAGUAUUCUAGCAGUGUACUCGGCACAGCCAGCCUAAAAGAAUGCACCGAAAAAUCACCUUCACGAACUGCGAACAUUCGCCUAACGGUAUGCACCGAAUAUUUCACAACUUACGUACCACACACUUCAAUACAACCCACUCAGUUUGGGAUCCACACAUUGUUAAAGUAUGGCAAUUUUAAACCAAGUUUAUAAUGAUUGGAAACAUUAAAUAAUAAAUAUAGUGAAACACAAUGCUUCGGAUUUCUAUGCAAAUAAACAGAAGGGACUUGUAUGUUGUGCUGUAUUGUGUUGUGUUAUUAACCCAUAGCGAAAAACAAAUGGCAAUGAAGGAAACUUACUUUAGAAACAGACGCGUUCAGAGUAGAAUAUUAGAAUCAAAUUUUAUGUAUUACAAUGAUUCACCUGUCCCGAUGUAGAUAAAUGCAACUUGAUCCACUCCAGUUUCACUAAACUACUGUCCAGACCUAAGCUACAAAACACACACUAUACUCCUAAAGAAAACACACACUUUCAAUCUGUUGAACUUUGAAUGCGAUGAAAUGAACUCAAACAAAAAAAAAACACAAGGCAAAAGAUACAUGUAUUUAUAUGUAGGUAUGUGAGUUAUUAAUAGAAUACAGGUGGAAAUGAAAUUGAAUGCAAAGACAAACCUUUUAAGUCAGCAAAAAAAAACAAAUAAAUGCAAACAUGGCAAAAGCAUGAGAGAAGAUAAUAAAAUAAACUGUUAUGUUCAAUUGA
Molecule: messenger RNA, 4294 nt
Organism: Drosophila rhopaloa
Lineage: Eukaryota; Metazoa; Arthropoda; Insecta; Diptera; Drosophilidae
Gene: Mob2
Product: MOB kinase activator-like 2
Exons: 5
Coding region: 464-2680 (738 amino acids)
Biological process (GO): signal transduction; positive regulation of protein phosphorylation
Cellular component (GO): cytoplasm; nucleus
Molecular function (GO): protein kinase activator activity
Source: RefSeq, a predicted model, not a curated record